UCGAGUUGCGCGGUUCGCCAGCUAAUACCGGAUCACAAAGUUGAUCACAAAGUUGAUCGUGAAGACAAAAAGAAAGUACGUGAAUUUUCUUGCUGAACGAAGAAAUGAGGGGUGCCGCGCUAUUGUGCUACGCGUGCUUGUUGCUGGUCGGCGUCCAGGCUAUUGGCAAGUACAGAGGUUUAGAAUUUUUGGAACCGUGCUCCAGGAACGAUCAGAGGCUAGAAGCUUGCCUCGCCAGAACGGCCAAUGUACUCGUCGAACGCUUUCGUCAAGGUCUACCGCAACUAGGUUACCCAGAAGUAGAACCAAUUAUUCUGGACGAGUUGCACAUCGCGCUGGGAGGCGGCCCGAACGGCUACAGAGCGCAAUUCAGAAAUAUUACAGCAAGAGGUGUAUCUUCUCUGCGAAUAACAGGCCUUAGGACGAGACUGAGUGAUGACGAGGUGCAGUUACAGUUGGCCUUCAGCAUUCCAAAAAUUAGAGCGGGUGCUAGAUACCGUUCUACCGGAACGUUGAUCCUAGUCCAGGCUAGCGGAGCUGGCGAUUAUUGGGGCGAGUACGAGGGUGUCAAGGCCAAGGUUUUUAUUAGAGCAAAGCCGUUCUUGGUUGAAGGCCGUCGUUAUCUUAGAUUGCAGCAACUAAAAAUGGAUUUCAGCGUACAAAGUAUCAAGAUGGGAGUCGAAAAUGUGCGCGACUCCAAUAGCAUAUUGCUGGCAGCACUAAAUCUCUUCAUCAACACGAACAGUCAAGAAUUACUGAAAGAGAUGAAACCAGAUCUCAGACGGAAGUUGGUACAAGUGAUGACGACCUUCGUGGAGAAGUUAUUUGCCCAGGUGCCGUACGACGCGUGGGUCGUGGAUUAAGUCAAAAGCAAAAGUCGACUGUCGCUGCAUCAUUAGUGUAAUUUUGAAUCCUGAAGCGAGGCUCAAGGGGGAAGAAAAAGGAAUCUUCGCGGAAGUCGGACAUGCGACAAGCAAUAAAGAUGUUGUGUUUAAAACUACAAUGGAAAUACCGAAUGGCAGAAUGUCACGCGGUGAAACUGGUAUUUCCGAGGGUCAAAAAAAAAAGCUUGCGUAUAACGAUGAAUGGUCUCUCUAAUCUUGCGCGCGAAUUGCCUGAGAAGCAUCUGCCACUGCCAAGGUCAAAUAAUUGCGUAUAAAUGCAUAGCAUAUACUAUACAGGGUAUUUUGUAAGAUAUUCAUGUCGACUUCCAAGCGAAUGUUCAGCAAAAAUAUUAAACUUAAUAUUCUUUUCUAUCUUUUUGUAAAAAUUUUUAGAGCACAGUUAUGAUGAUUUGCGCAAAAAGUAAAAAUCAUAAAAAUUUCAAAGAUGCACGUCAAUGUAAUAAAUAAUUAUAUAUACACACAUAGAUAAUUUAGGGAAAACAUCGAUUGCGAAUAAUUCGUAAUUAAUCUUUCUGGCUUCUGUUUGUUUGCAAUUAGUUUGCCAUUUUUUUCCAUGUUUGCUUCACUAGUGAUAUUGAAGGAGCUAAACUAACGAUUAAUCACUCCAAGUAUUUUAUAUAAUGACGUAUUUAAGUAAUGACAUGAUUAGAUAUAUCUGCAUUUUCAUACAUAUUCAUUUUUAUUAAGUAACAUUAAUAUACACAUGCUGAUACAAAACUAAAUAGUAAAUAAGAUUUGCCGAAAGAUUUGGACAAUCGUAGAUCGUAUAAAUUUUAUGCAUAUAAAUUUUAUGUACAUAUCAUUUUUACACGUCCUCCUCUUUUUAUUAAAUAAGAACACUUGUAUUGCUUAUUUAUCGAGCACUCAUGUGUUAGUUAUCUUUUGUUUCGAAAUAAACGGUAGCGU
Linepithema humile (Argentine ant) is the source of this 1811-nucleotide messenger RNA. It is a transcript of the gene Jhbp2, whose product is annotated as Juvenile hormone binding protein 2. Lineage: Eukaryota; Metazoa; Arthropoda; Insecta; Hymenoptera; Formicidae. The record is from RefSeq and is a predicted model, not a curated record.